This is a messenger RNA of Fulvia fulva, 3390 nucleotides long. RefSeq lists its product as uncharacterized. The record is from RefSeq and is a predicted model, not a curated record. Lineage: Eukaryota; Fungi; Ascomycota; Dothideomycetes; Mycosphaerellales; Mycosphaerellaceae. The transcript has a single exon. Bases 1 to 3390 code for a protein of 1129 amino acids. Gene Ontology annotation, molecular function: metal ion binding.
AUGACGCGCCAAACAGCCUCUCACACAAUGUUCCGAGAGCUUUCCGACGACGAUUCUAUCGCUACUGAUUCUACAGCACCAAGUGAGCCUCGGGAUGACUACCCAGUCGAAAAGAUUCUUUGCGAGCAUUGGGACCCCGAGGAUCAAUGUACUGAGUACUUGGUCAAGUGGGAGGGCUAUCCACUUGACCGCGCCAACUAUGAGCCCGCAGUCAAUUUCGUUGGUGACGCGAUCUUGCCUGAGUGGGAGGCGAGGAAAGCCCGCAUAGAGCAAGGUCUAGAACAGCCAUUCAACGAAGACGACUGGUACAAGGCUGUUCAGGUCGCAGAAGUUGAAAAGGAGAUCCGCAAUGAUCGACGCAAGGCCAAGAGACGCAAGCGCGGUAAACCUGUCUCCCCAGAUGAGACUGACAACAAUGAUGGCGGCGAGGACGAGUCGUCUGAGGAAGAUGUGCCUCUCGCAAACAACAGAGCUCGCAACGGAGCUGCAAAGACAUCACCCGCCAAGAAUCGUGUCAAGCAACCUGAAGUCCAAAGGAAAGGUUUAGCAAAGAAAAUCACGACGAAGAGACGUGCACCUUCAGCAUCGUCUAGCAGCCAGUCUGAUUCUGCGAGCGAGGACUCCCGCGACUCACUGCUAGCAGAGGUGAGGGGCUCCGCAUCGAGGAGGAAGUCGGCCGUUAUACCUGCACCUCCAGCUCGAAGCAACACCAAUAACGCGGUCGUCAAGAAACCAUCCGUGAAUAAGAGGAUAUCGACUGUAGACAGAUCCCCAGAAGAUCUGCAGGAUCGUAGACCUGCACACAAUACCCAGCCAGCAGUAAAGCAGCCUGUAGAGCAGAGGAAAUUCGGCUUGCCAUCCAAAGCCUUGGUGUCGAGCGCUGCUAGGAAGAGCGCCCCGAGCACUGGGGCUACGACAGUUUUCACAAAAUCUGCUAGCGCACCGACUAAGGAUAUCUUCGCCAACUGGACGGCACCGAAGGCGCCCAGAGAGAGACCGCGCGUAUCUGGCGAGACGCCCAAAGAUUCAGACGGCAAUAAAUUCACAAAGCUUUCAGAACAGAACAGAUUUCAGAAGUACAGUCGGAAUGAGAAAGCUCCGGAUGUGCAUGCUCUGACAAUGCUCGACCCCAAGACAGGCAAGCUCAUCGCUCCGUCGCUCGACAUCACCACGACUGGUAGUCCUCUGCAGGCCUCCGCUCCACCAAUGCCUGCACGUCCCGCAGCUAGUGACCUGGGUAGAGACAACAGUCCCAACAUCGUACCCAUUCGUCAAAACUCCGGGAUUGUCUCGAGGACUAGCACGAACGAGACUACAUGCACAUUUUGGUUGCGAGGCGGCUGUAGAUUCACAGCAGCGGAGUGUAAGUUUGCUCACUACGACACUGGGGUACAUUCCGGAGUUCCAGGGACUUAUGGGAAGGGUUCAGCGACGUAUGCUCCACCUGCAGAAUCUAUAUUGCCCAAGACCUGCUGGUGGUGGCGUCAACCUCAGGGUUGUUCUAAAUCCGACGAGGAGUGCCAGUUCGCCCACCACGACUAUGCUCCGCGGCCGCCGGGAACUUUUAAGGAGGGGGCCACGGCGAGCGCACAGCACAGUGCUUCACCGGUGUCGGCAGACAUCCCUCCGCCGCCUCCGCCAGAGCUUCCCACUAGGUCAGUGUGUCCGAGUGAAACGACAUGCUAUUGGUGGCUUCAGCCAAACGGUUGCAAUAAGCCUGAUCACCUAUGUGAGUUCGCACAUCGGGACACAGGAAUUCACGCUGGCCGUCCUGGUUCGUAUCGAAAGGCAUUCGGAGAGGCCAGAGAUCGACAGCCUAACCCGAACCUGUUCCAACCUCCACCCCCUCCACCGCCUGUGACAGAAUCCUCCGUGCUGCAGUCGGCUAGAACGCCGAGCUUGGCUAACGCAACGGCAAACGUAACUCUGCUGUUGUGUCUGAGCGGCGCGGAGGAGCCACUUAGACUAACGGCACAGCUCGAGGUUCAAGAUCUUGCUGAGAUUGAGAGACUUCUUGGGACCGAUGCUAUCUUGAAAGCAACUAGAGUGGUAACGGUGGACGAUUUCAAGAACAUCAUCUCGACUGAGCUAGGCGGUAGUCGGACAUCUUUCGGCGGAAUUCACAUCAAGAAAACCCAGAGAUCAGAGGCAGAAGCCGUGACAGAGAUGCUCAACAGACACGGCAGUGCUCUCGUCGCCUCAGUACCAGCUCGUGAUGUGCACGCUAUAAUCUGGCCAGCGAGAGCAGAGCGAUGGAAGUAUCUCGACGACAUUUCAUCCACGCUGUCGAAUGAGUCAGUAUUGCACUUUCGAAUGUUCCCAAAUCUGCCAGGUUUCGAGGGAGCUCAAAACAGCGAGGCCAGUGCAGACAAGCCUAUUGAACAGCAACAUCACGCUGUGAAUGUUGGCGAAGUCCUUGCCGGCCUCGAUGCGGAGAAGCUUCUCCCGAAGAGGGACGGAAAUAAGCCAAGCGAUCGCGCAGUGUUCCUGAUGUUCCCACAGACGCACACUGUCGAGAUCCAGGUCUGCGCGGAAUACUUCCAGGCUGCAGGCCUGAAGGUAUACCAUUCAGAGAUUCUCGGUGCAUGGGACCACUUCCGUCGAACGCACACAAACGCCUGCUCGAUAGUGCUACACCCGGAUGUGCCCAUGUGGGAAAUACCAGGACUACACCAUAUCCUAUCGAUGACAGCCGCAAAGUUCUUCACUCUCGGAACCAAUGGCAUAGUAGCGGAGGUCGAAGACAGAGAACCAGCGUACUGCUGCGAUCGUAUCUUCCCCCAUGGCAAUGUUGCAUUCAUUACCGACGAGCUCUUCGUCUACCAUCCAGAGAAAGCGACAGAAGUUAUCAAAGCAUUUUUAGAAGCUAACAGAUACAAGCCUGAAGGAGGCGAGAACAAUCGUAUCGCGACACGUCCUGGCAUUAAGGGCUGGCUGCUCAAACUCGCUAUGGAACAGACGGCCGAGCACGGCAGGCAAGACGAGCGCUGGAUGCAGCUCUACGAUGCCAUCUGCAGAUUGUGUCCACCGGAUGAUGAGGAUCCUUUCGAUCCGGGAGGCAUCCCAUCUCCGACCUCGAACCUCGUCUCCGUCCCACCAGAACAUCUACCGAGCUUCGAUGGCAUCUGGGAGAAGGACGAGACCACUGCUACCGAUUACAUGGUCAACUGGUUCGCCGGCUGGGCCGUCCUCAAUGCUAGCAAAUACAGACGGUUGGUUGUCUGCAAUGAGCCUCGAGAAAGCCGCACUGUCACCACGAAGGACAAGAACGGCAAGAUGGUGUCCCAGGUGGACGCAGAUCCACGCAGCUGGGCGAAGAAGUACCAACACAUCGGCGUAGCGCUUCCGAGUAAGGUAGCAGGCAUGCUCAAUGCUAAGUGGAAGAAGUGA